AAUGCUCAGAGGGAGAGAUAGGCGGAGAAAACAAAAUACAAUUCGGCAGCAGGGAUUUGUUCCUAAAUUAUCUUGCAACCCUUGCUAGAAGCUAAAAUUUCAAAUGACUUGUAUUUUUUAUUCGAUAUAGGUGCAAAAUAAUAAUUGAUUGCAUCGCAAUAUUUUGCACAUUUCUUGGUGCCAUUCGUUAACCGGCGAAGAUCAAUUAAUCAAUAGAGUUAGAAUAUUGUUUUUGAUUCCAAAAACUAGUUGAAUUUGAGAAGCAGACAAAACAUAAAGGUGAUUGGAUUUCUGUUCGAUUGCAAUACUCUCAAAUUUAUUCUAGUAAGAAUAAGAAAAAUUCUAAUUGGAAUGUUCGAUUGGCUCAGAUUAUGACAGUUCAUUUGGCUCAAAACAUUCUCUCCGCCCAUCUCUCCCUCUGAGUAUUUCUAAUCAAGACCAAGUAAUUCUGUAUGCUACGAUUGGUUUUCAACAGUGCAAAGCUGCAAAGUGAUCUGAAACCUGUCACAGAAGUUUCUCUAUUUUCAUCAAAACACCAUGAACGACAACGAAACGGCAAAAGACGAUGCGUCAAUUGGUUCGAUUGAAAUACUAUCCGAAGGCGGAGAUUCGCAUACCCGGGAUUUGGAGUGGUCAAUCUAUUCCGGUGGCAGAAGCAGCAUCGCAGGAAGUGAUGUGAGUUCGGUGGAUUUCCAAAAAGUGAGCCUCCAUUCCAAAAUGGCUACAAUCGUUCACCACGACGGGCGGCAAUUCAUUGAGCGACGAGAUUUGGACGAUGGUGGUCUUCCGUAUUCGGGAGAGUUUUACCUGGGUGAUGAAUUGUGGAAGCUGAACGGGGAAGAUUGUCUUCUGAUGUCGCACAGACGGUACAUUGCUAAGGUUAGUAUGGAUGGAACGGUUGACCUGGACGGGGCUGUCGAUUUCGAGGAGGCAGUGCGGAUGCUUCUGAACCACUUGAAGGUAGGGAAAGUAUUGCUGGAUGAACUGCUGGAGGAAUGCAAAAAGGCAGAGGGUGUUCUGAAGGUGAAUCUUGAUAAACUAGCAUCAGGGGCAAAUAUCGAUCACAAACGAGAUGUGAUGCUGUUGCGCGUUCUGUUGAAAAAACAUGAUUAUUCACUGCACUGUUCACGUCUAUCAAGUGAAACAAUGUCGGCACUUGACAACUAUGUCACAAUGACUCUCAAAUUGAUCCAACGGAAUGAAAUUCUUGGUCAUUUGAACGAUUCCUCAUUGUCAGACGAGUUCAUCAAUGAUGCCAUUCAGGAAGCACUGAACGUCCAUAGAGCUCAACUUACAGCCAUUUGUCCAUCAACCAUGAACGAUAAACUAAACCAGCUGCUUGACGACCACAUUCUGUACGUUUCCACCGAGGACGUGAAUCUGUUUAACGAGUUGACCACGCUCAACCAGGUCAUAUUUGAAGCUGCCUUGCCAAUGAUCUUCUCCAAAUUGCUGACGAAAGCUAAAGAAAUCAAUGACGAGCAACUCAAUAAUCUCGACCCAUUGUCCAAUCCUAUCUUCCUUUACGUGUGCAAAAGUUUGCAGGAAGUAGCUGAGCAGCUUGGAGCACACACCAAAACUGACAAUGCAAUCAUCUACAGCGAGGCACUUGGUUGGGAGGUGACCAACUUACAGGAAGAGUACCCAACUCCAUACAGCAAAUGUCUCAGACAACAACUUCAAAUGCUAGCUAGGCUGGCAAACCACUUCGAACCGGGCGGACCUUUCCGCACAAGCCGCUUCCCGUAUGAGUUCAAACUGUUCCAGAACAUGGACGUGAUCACCGAAUCAGUUCGCAUAUGGCUGUGCCUUUUGGAUGACUACAUGAAGGACCUGGUGGAUGCCGAUUUCGACAAAAUGGAGUUGCUUUCGAGUUUCUUUAAAUCCUACGUGAGCUUCAUUGCAUCUGAGGACUUUCAAAGCGAAACAUUGGAAUGCCUCCGGAGAAUCACGCACGAUUCGUUGAGAUCGCUGGCAGACAUGAAAUCGUCUCAGCACGAUCGGACCACUGUGGAGCCGGUUUUGCUGGAGUGCAAUGAAAUGAUCAGCUGUUGUUUGGCAAAGCUCCCACGGAAACAUUUUGGAAUCGAUUGCGAUCAACUUGAGGCUAUACUUCGGCAAAUCAUCUUUCAAGCAGCGAAUAAAAACGUUUCAUCGGAUAAAUCGUCUACGUUUUUCAAGGCUUUCAAGCAUCUUCUGGAUGAUAUAAGUGACCUUCCGUUCGAAUGGCUCAUACAGCUUCCUCCGUCGGACAAACGUACUCUGUUGCUGCGUGGCCAAUUCAUCGCUCCGGUAGACAACCGAUGGAAAGACACUGAACAUGAGUGCUUGAAAGUUGCGGAUAUGGAAGGAUUCGUUAAGGUUUAUCGAGCAUUGCAUGAUGGCGAUGAAAUUCCCCGGCACUAUCAACUCGAAGUGGUGCAGGUGUUGCUGCAAUACGUAGACGAACUCGCAUCGAAACAAAGCUGGACGGAAGGACACCGCCUAUCCGUUGAGGAUCAGCUGGAUGCCAUGACCUAUUCGAUCAACUCCAUCAGAAGCGCCAUACUCUACCUCAGAGGACAACCGGACUUUUCGUGCUUCGAGGAAUUUCUAACGAAGAUGGGUGAACCAUUUGCCCAAGCAAUUGAGAAGAGUAGAUCGCUGGAAGAUUUUGGCAAUAGAUUGUUGCAGGUGAGCGACUCGAAAUUGAAGGAUUUCGAUAUUAAUUCAAUCGAUGAUGAAGAGACGUUAAAGCUUAUUUCCGAAAUUGGGGGUCCUGAAGCUACAUGCUUAGAAACUGCGCUUAAGAAUUAUAUAGCUGAAUUCGACAGGCACAUAACGCAAACUAACGAACUGACACGGGAAGCGAGAAUCAAUUACAUAGUUUCGCAUGUUAUUCGUCCUAUGCCACGGCCUGUAACUGGCUGGACAGAAAAGUUCAAACGAGAUAUGUUGCCGAAAAUUCUUGCUGGUUUGAGCGCAGUGUGGUCGCUCAUUGUUUCCAAAAAUGGGAGCACUUUAGUCAAACCCUGCUACAAGCACAUUUAUAGUGUACUGCGUCUUUUCUCACUGGAUCUAAAUGAUCUUAAACAUAGACUGCUGAUUACGUCCACCCGAGAAGGUAAGGAGCUGGUGCUAGGAUUAACCGCUGCAUUGCUCGUUCUAUUCAAAAACAAGGUUCAAAUCGUUUGUUUCAACAGUAAUUUAGCCAGAAGAAAUGCAACAACUUUACUGGAGCUAUUAAAAAACUUCACCCUUGAUUCCAUGGUGACAUUUGGAUCGGUGGACGAUAUGGCUAGGGAAUGUUCCAAGGCACUGUUCGAAAAAUACACCAACCAUAUGAACCAAUGUCUCGGACUUGGAACUGCGGACAGUAACUCUUCAGACCAGCAACCGCAACAAAAUAACGAAUCAAUUCUUCUCAUCGAUGACAUUGAUGUUUUGCUCUUGGAAAAUAAACUGGGACAGGCAUUCGAGCGGUUCGUGAUCCCCACCAUUCCUGGGCUUGGCUUGCUACAAGAGAAAAUAUUCAACUCUGACGUGGAAAUAAGUUUGGAGCGAAUCGAAAAAUUCAUCGAUCUGUCUGAUCUUCCGGAAAUGUGUAAGCUACGGGCAUUUCGAGAUGCAUCAACAUAUUAUAAAAUACCUGUAGGGCCAUCAAUGCAGGUCAAAGGCUUCUAUAACAAAACCCUUUUGAAAUGGCAUUUGGAAUCCAUGAUUCACAGCCGUUCGCAACUUACAAGCGAUGGACCUAAAACGGCACAGCCUUCAACAGAUAACGCAUUCGCUGAUUACACCAAUGUGGCAUCUUAUCUGAACCAGAAACAGCCAAACUUUCAGCAGAUUGAAGGAGGUCACAAAAAUUACGGAUACUUAUCGUUGAAUGUUCUAUCAUUCCCCUACGCAAACCUUUUGAACAGUUUUCCGUUGAUUUUGAGCUUUGGAAGCGAGCCCUUGGACCGAUACCAGAGCUCAAUGAUGAAAAUUGCCAGCAAAAUGCACGUGUUUGAAGAGCUCCUUCCAGGAGAUCUCUGUCCAACAAGGUUCAAUUCCAAGAAGAACUUCUUGUUAGUUUCAUCACAACUGGAGUGGUUGAUUGCCAUCAUGGGCGGCAUCACCGCGGCCAUUGAAAGAAACUGCUCGGUGUUGGUUUUCUUCGAGAACAAGCUGAGGAUGCGGCAAUUCCGGAUUGAAUUUACAUCGCAGCUCAAACGAAUGAUUGUGACAGCCAUCGAAACGGCGUCAAAUGGGGAGAACCUCACUGAGCACGAAAUUUCAACCGAUGAGGUAGCUGUGCUGGCGAUCGAAACCUCAGAGGAAUCCGGAAUACAUGAGCCGGUGGAACGAGAAGUUCACGUGAUUCAGACCUUCUUUUCGAGUGACUUCGUGGAGGAGGACCUUAUCAGGAGACAAGCCGAGCGGAGCUACAGUGGUGGCAGCUAUGAAAUCAUUAUGUUGAAGGAAAACACUAUAUUUAAGUCCCAUAAAAUUACCUACGACAUGUUGGUAAAAUUGAGAGAAGCUCUAUGCAUUCUUGAUAUUAAAGCACAUUUUAAAUUACAGACUGAAAAUUAUGAAAAGCUUAUACAGGUUUGUAGCAAAAUUUAAGGAGUUACAUUAAUUCUUAAGAAAUGUUCAGAAAAUCUGGUCACUUGCAUGAAAAUUUAAAAUUAAGCGUGAUCCAUCAGUAGACAAUCAAAGAAAUAAAACAGCACGACUUACC
Molecule: messenger RNA, 4705 nt
Organism: Ochlerotatus camptorhynchus
Lineage: Eukaryota; Metazoa; Arthropoda; Insecta; Diptera; Culicidae
Exons: 2
Coding region: 538-4590 (1350 amino acids)
Source: RefSeq, a predicted model, not a curated record